Molecule: messenger RNA, 576 nt
Organism: Dovyalis caffra
Lineage: Eukaryota; Viridiplantae; Streptophyta; Magnoliopsida; Malpighiales; Salicaceae
Source: the annotation of a GenBank genome assembly
AUGAUCAAGAAAGACCAAAACCCUCAGUACUUCUCAAUCAAAUGCACUUCAUCAAACUCAGCUCCAACAGAACCUGAUGACAAUGAGUCCUCCUCACUCCCAACUCCACCUUCCACAACCCUAAACAACUCAGACUACCCUAUCGAAAAGCGAAGAAGAUCUCAAAUAAUCCGCGAAAGAAAGGCCAAAACCGACCUUGUGAAAGGUGAGCCACCAAACUAUGAAGUGGGGUGGAAAAGAACCAAAGAGAUAAAGCUAGAGAAGCCUGUAGGGUAUGUGAUAAUGGACUUUUUGGACAAGUUGGUGGAGUUAAUGGAUAAAGAGUUUGGUUCAACUGCGCUUUUGGCGAAGGCCGGUGAAAUAGUGGCAGAGAGAGCAAGAGAAGAGGCUGAGGUUCUGAGAGACGAAGGGAAAGUGGAGGAUAGAAUGGUGACUGAGUUGUUUAGAGUUUUGAGAUUGAUGGAGAUGGAUUUGGCUAUGGUCAAAGCUGCUGUUAAAGAAGAGACUUUGAAUGAGAGACUUGAGCAGGCUAAGGCAAGGUGUAGACAAGCAAUACUUGUUGCUAAUUCUUUUUGA